Messenger RNA from Schizophyllum commune H4-8, 1621 nucleotides. RefSeq lists its product as uncharacterized. The record is from RefSeq and is a predicted model, not a curated record. The coding region runs from base 142 to 1446 and encodes 434 amino acids. NCBI's taxonomy places the organism in Eukaryota, Fungi, Basidiomycota, Agaricomycetes, Agaricales, Schizophyllaceae. The transcript is spliced from 2 exons.
GAUCUUUACAACGAUGAUUGCUUAGGGGACCUUGCCAGCUUGGCACGCACAUGCAAAGGCUUUUCGGAUUCAGCCCUCCGUACUCUGUGGGAAACGGUCGUCGACAUAGGAUCUCUGAUAGAGUUGCUGCCCUCAUCCGCAAUGAUAUGGCCAGGCAAGGAGUACCGCAGCAGCGCGAUCCUAUCGCGGCCUUUCACUCCGCAAGAGGUUGUCUCGAUUAUCCGAUACGGUCUCCUCGCUCGUAAUCUCCAACUAUCAACUGAAGAACUUGCCAAGUAUCAUGAUAUCUUAAAGGCGAUAGCGGAAGUCUCUGGCCAGGUCACACUAUUUCCCAACCUCCUCACCCUCACAGUCGACAUCGAUGCAACAUCCUCGGAUGAGAUUGCAGAAUGCCUUCUCGACCUUAUCCCUUUGUCACUCCACGGCAUCAACAUGUCUGUCAUUACCUCGCGGGCAUCUUCUCAGGUCCAGCGCAUACUCUUCGCCUUGAAAGGCCGACAACCUCUCAGCAUCCAGUCUUUCGCCUUCAGAUCGGAGGCUGCAUUCGUGGAGGGCCGCAGGAUGGUGGAAUUAUUGAACGGAUGGAAUAGCCUCCGUCGCGUCACAAUAUACGGCUGCCUUCGUCCAGAGGUCGCUCUCGCAGCCCUUGCGCUUCCUAACCUACAUUCGCUGGACCUUGGGACCAACGAACCUCGAGGAGAGUCGCUCAAAAUAGGCAGCGUAUCCACUGCGCGUACUCUACGCAAAUUAAGCAUAUAUUAUCUGGACGACUACUCGUCUGCGACCAACUUCAUCACCUUACUCCCGAAUGCAUCGCUCGCAACGAUCACCGUCACGGCAUACGGCAGCAUCGCGCAUCUCAAGGAGUUCUUCUUGGCGCUCUCUCGUCGCCGUCCCGUCACGGUUUUGCGCGAACUCGACUUGCGUCUAAGCUGCAGCCGUGACCCUGAGAUCGCUCCGGCACUCUCCUUCCACGACCAUGUCUCGUCGCUUCUCGUCUUCCCCAACCUAGUCCACCUAUUCAUUAAUAUUGAUGCAUCCCUGUCUCUGAGCGACGAGGACGUGCGACGGAUGUCCCUCGCUUGGCCUCGUAUCCGAUGGCUCACCCUCUAUGGUGCCACGCCGGAGAGCAGACAGCUGCCCGAAUGCACCCUGCCGGCGCUCCUGUGGCUCGCCCGCCAUUGCGCUGAGCUAGCCUGGCUUGAUAUCAGUCUCGACGCUCGAGUGACAGCCAUUCCUAGCGGCAUUCCAUCAAGGGCCACCCAACGCUCGCUGCGCACACUCAUACUGCACCGCUCGCCCAUCGCGUCCAGCGCCGAUGUUAUCCGAUUCCUUGCGUGCCACUUUCCCGGGCUGCGUAUCAUCGAUGGAGUGGAUCAGGUGGGGGAGCAGCCUCGAUGGAGAGAUGCUCAGGAAGAAUUCAGAAGGAUUGCCAAGGAGGUUUAGGUGCGGAAGGAAUGGCAGCGCGUGGUCACGUCGAUAAUGGGUCUGGACAGUUGACACUUACCCUGUCAAUUAUUUUCGGGAUUUCUAUAUGCUGUCCAACCCUUCACUGGGCUCAUACGAGGUCCGUGCAGGCCCACUUGCUGGCAUAUACAAUGCACUGGCGGCUGCAAUCGAG